UUCUGUUGUCUCACUCACUCACUUUCUCCACUCUCCACUUCUUCUACAGAUCUCAUCUCAUUCUUCUUCCACAAUGCAGAACUUUCUCCGACCGUCACCUAUGGCGGCGUUCACGGCGGCGCUACUCUUCAUCUCAACCAUUUUCACAACCUCCAACGCACACAACAUCACAGCCAUUCUCUCCAAAGACCCUGAAUUCUCCACCUUCAACCACUACCUAACCCUAACACACCUCGCACCAGCAAUCAACGGCAAACAAACAAUCACCGUCUUAGCCGUCGACAACGACGCCAUGCACGACUUAACAUCCAAAAACCUUUCGAUCUCCACCGUCAAAAACAUCCUCUCCCUCCACGUCCUCCUCGACUACUACGACACCAAAAAGCUUCACCAAAUCACAAAAGGAACCACUGACGUAGCCACAAUGUACCAAACCACCGGCGCCGCUACUGGAAUAGCAGGACACGUCAACAUUACCGUUCUUCGCGGCGGAAAAGUCGGAUUCGGUGCUCAAGACAACGAUGGAACCCUACCUGCUACUUACGUCAAAUCAAUUCAAGAAAUUCCUUCCAACAUUUCCGUUCUACAAAUCAGUCAAAUUCUUCCUUCCGCCUCCGCUGAAGCUCCUACACCACCGCCAACCGAACAUAACAUCACCGAUAUAAUGUCCAAACAGGGUUGCAAAUCCUUCGCCGAAACACUUGCCGCUAAUCCUGACGCGUUCGACACUUUUAACGGCAAUCUCAACGGUGGAUUAACCGUUUUUUGUCCCGCCGAUAAAGCUUUCAAUGCUUUCUUACCAAAAUUCAAAAACCUAACAACCGUCGCAAAAAUCGCGCUUCUCGAAUUUCACGGUAUUCCGGUUUAUCAAUCAAAAGAUAUGCUGAAAUCGAGUAAUGGACCUAUGAACACUCUUGCUACAGAUCGUGGCGGUUACGAUUUCGAUGUUCAAAACGACGGUGAUGAGAUCACACUGAAGACGAAAGCUGUAACUGCUAAGAUAAUGGACACGAUCUUUGAUGAAGUUCCCGAUGCGAUCUUUACUAUUUCUAAGGUUCUUCUUCCAGAGGAGUUGUUUAAAGGUAAAGCUCAGAGUCCUUCUCCGGCACCGGCGCCGGAGCCUGCUGCUGCUGAUGGUCCUCAGCCGCCUAAGAAAAAGGGAAAGAAGAAGGAUGCGCCGGCGGACGAUGAUUCUGACUCGCCGGCUGAUUCGCCGGAUGAUUCAGCUGAUGAUAAUGCCGAUGAUAAAAACGGCGCCGCCGUUAGGUUUAACGGUAUCUUUUUUAUGGUUUUGAGUUUGGUUUUGGGAUUUUUAUUGCUCUGAGCUGUAACACACAAAACUUACAUUGUGUUGUUUUUAAUUUAUUUAAAUUAAAUAAUUUUUUUUUUUUAGUUUUUUAUUUUGUUUAGUAAGGAAAUGAAGGGAAUUUCAAAUGCUGUCCCUAUUUUUCCGUUUGAGUCGUAACAGAGCAGGUGUGAAUUUUUAUUUCAUUAUUUUGGUGGUAAAGGAACAGUAAUUUUUACUUGGUUGUGAAUGUUAAUGUAAACAUUUGUUUACUACUUACUAUCCUUUAACUA
Molecule: messenger RNA, 1578 nt
Organism: Trifolium pratense (red clover)
Lineage: Eukaryota; Viridiplantae; Streptophyta; Magnoliopsida; Fabales; Fabaceae
Product: fasciclin-like arabinogalactan protein 1
Exons: 1
Coding region: 74-1324 (416 amino acids)
Biological process (GO): root development; shoot system development
Cellular component (GO): plasma membrane
Source: RefSeq, a predicted model, not a curated record